UACGAUUUAGCGCCAUGAUUUUAGUAUCGCUUAAAACUGUAGCAGUGUGCAUCUCCCUACUGAAGGGAAUACUAAACCUUUUUUUUUUGUACAGUUGGCGUUGGAUUGCUGAUUAUCUUAAAGUGCGUAUACAAACAAAGAAAGACGUCAUUCUGUAAUUUUCAAGUGAGGUUUGUAUUAAUAAAUAAAGAAAGAAUGGCUGGAGGAAGAGGAAUUCUAAGUUUACGAUUUAAUCAAGAUCAAGGAUGUUUUACAUGCUGCAUGGAGUCUGGACUUCGAAUAUAUAAUGUAGAGCCUCUGGUAGAAAAAGCACAUUUUGAAAAUGAACUAAUGGGUAGUAUUGCCAUAGGAGAAAUGCUCUGGAGAACAAAUAUUAUUGCUGUUGUUGGUGGUGGUACAAGACCAAAAUUUGCAGAUAAUACAGUUUUAAUCUACGAUGACGUCUCUAAGAAGUUUGUAAUGGAAAUCACAUUCACAAGUCCUAUUAAAGCUGUAAGAUUACGUAGGGACAAAUUAAUUGUUGCACUGCAAAGAGAAAUUCAUGUCUUUUCGUUUCCACUGCCAACGCGUAGACUUCUUACCUUGGAAACAAGAGACAACCCAAAGGGCUUGGUAGAGGUUGCAACACUUGCAACAGCCCAUAAACAAUUGCUUGCGUUCCCAGGACACAAACGUGGGAGUGUACAGUUAGUUGAUUUAGCUGCAACGGAAGCUGGGAGUUCCAGUGCACCAGCGACACUCACAGCACAUCAGGGAGCAUUAGCUUGCCUUGCAGUGAAUGCUAGUGGAACGAUGGUAGCUACAGCUUCUACUCAGGGAACUCUCGUUCGAGUAUGGGAUAGCCUGCGCAGACAUUUACUUGUUGAACUGAGAAGAGGUGCAGAUCCAGCAACACUUUACUGCAUAACGUUUAGCAGAGAUUCUGAGUUUCUCUGCGCCUCCAGCGAUAAAGGGACGGUCCAUAUAUUUGCUUUAAAGGAUACACAUCUCAAUCGUAGAUCCACUUUCUCCAAGAUGGGGUUUCUGGGGAAUUAUGUAGAGAGUCAAUGGGCCCUGGCAACAUUUACUGUACCACCAGAAUGCGCUUGUGUUUGCGCUUUUGGAGCAAGAAGUUCGGUCAUAGUUCCAGCAAUAUGCAUGGAUGGGACGUUCCACAAAUAUGUGUUCACAGCUGAUGGUAAUUGUAAUCGCGAAGCCUUUGAUGUCUUUUUGGAUGUCUGUGAUGAUGAUUUUUGAAAUAAAGUUACAAAAUUUAUUAGUAAAAAUGAACUGUGUUACUAGCUCCUAGAUCAAAAUUAAGAAAGUUUUUAUUUUGUAUCUACUA
This is a messenger RNA of Cephus cinctus (wheat stem sawfly), 1324 nucleotides long. Its product is annotated as WD repeat domain phosphoinositide-interacting protein 4. Gene Ontology annotation, cellular component: extrinsic component of membrane; cytosol; phagophore assembly site membrane. Gene Ontology annotation, biological process: nucleophagy; protein lipidation; autophagy of mitochondrion. The record is from RefSeq and is a predicted model, not a curated record. Gene Ontology annotation, molecular function: phosphatidylinositol-3,5-bisphosphate binding; protein binding; phosphatidylinositol-3-phosphate binding. NCBI's taxonomy places the organism in Eukaryota, Metazoa, Arthropoda, Insecta, Hymenoptera, Cephidae. The transcript is spliced from 7 exons. The coding region runs from base 196 to 1236 and encodes 346 amino acids.